This is a messenger RNA of Fraxinus pennsylvanica, 423 nucleotides long. NCBI's taxonomy places the organism in Eukaryota, Viridiplantae, Streptophyta, Magnoliopsida, Lamiales, Oleaceae. The record is from the annotation of a GenBank genome assembly.
AUGGUUGGGCUUGGAUCAUUGGUCGUCCGGACGAAGUCAAGAAGGGCUCGACCCCCAGGGCAUGGCCCAACAUUCAUCAAGAUCUGGAAAGGUAAAUCUGUGCAAGGAUUCAAACCAGAUCCAUACGUCGCAACAGUGCUGAAUUGUGCCAUGUGGGUGUUCUAUGGUCUUCCCAUUGUUCAUCCUGACAGCCUUCUGGUCUUCACUAUUAAUGGCAUAGGGUUCGUCAUUGAAAUCGCCUAUAUCACCAUCUUCCUCCUCUUCUCCAAUUGGGCCAUGCGCGUUCCAAAUGGUUUGGGAACGUUGUCGGGAUUAGUUCAGCUUGUUCUUUAUGCGACUUAUUACAAGACGACAAACUGGGACGAGGAUGAGAUGUGGACGGAGAUUGAACUCCCGACGGCUCAUUCUUCCGGUCAUAUCUGA